This is a messenger RNA of Chlorella variabilis, 1459 nucleotides long. RefSeq lists its product as hypothetical. Gene Ontology annotation, cellular component: AP-4 adaptor complex; membrane coat. Gene Ontology annotation, biological process: receptor-mediated endocytosis; intracellular protein transport. The record is from RefSeq and is a predicted model, not a curated record. The transcript is spliced from 9 exons. Gene Ontology annotation, molecular function: cargo adaptor activity. Bases 71 to 1459 code for a protein of 462 amino acids. NCBI's taxonomy places the organism in Eukaryota, Viridiplantae, Chlorophyta, Trebouxiophyceae, Chlorellales, Chlorellaceae.
GGUCUCGCUUGCUCGAUCGGCUGCCCUUACAGGGCUGCAGUGCCUGGUUUGUUUGGAGCGGGCAGCAGCCAUGGACCUAGCAAAUAAAGUGGCCGCCAUGGCGAAGAGGACGCUGCCCGUGUCUGGCGUCUUUGACGAGCUCAUCCGCGCCGUCGGCGAGUCCAAGUCCAAGAGCGAGGAGGAUGCGAUCGUGGGCAAGCUGGUGGAGCUGAGCAAGGCGAAGAUCCGCGAGGGGCGGCGCGAGCCGCGCGGCCAGAAGGAGCUGCUGGUGUACCUGAUCUACAUCGAAAUGCUGGGCCACGACACCGCCUGGGCGCAGGCCACCGCCAUCCAGCUGUGCAGCGACAAGAACCUGGCGGUGAAGAAGCUGGCCUACCUGGCCGUGUCGCUGCUGCUGGACCCAGCCAGCGAGCUGAGCAUCAUGGUGGUGGCCACCAUCCAGGCAGACAUGCGCUCAGACAACUUCCUCACGGUGUGCACCGCGCUGUCAGCCAUCUGCCACAUCGUGUCCCCGGAGCUGGUGGGCGUGUUCCUGCCCCAGGUCACCGCCCUGCUGCGCCACGACCGCGACCUUGUGAAGAAGAAGGCGCUGCUGGCCAUGCAGCGCUGCAUACAGGUGGACCCGGGGGUGGCCCCAGACCUGGAGAGGCACCUCAUAGACAAGAUCGGCUACAAGGAGCCGUCUGUGAUGGUGGCCUCGCUGUGCGGCCUGCGGGAGCUGAUCCGGCGCGACCCAGCCCCCUACCGCAACCUGGUCCACUACUUCACAAACAUACUCAAGCAGGUGCGUGCGCGUCUUGCCCUCCGCUGCCUGCGGGUGGGGAAGGUGGAGGGGGGGUGGGGCCUGCUGGGCAUGCUGGGGGCGGGGGACCGCGCCGCCAGCGAGAACAUGUAUGCUGUGGUGGCGGAGGUGAAGCGCCGCGCGGAGCCGCUGGGCAACAACAUAGGCAACGCGCUGGUGUACGAGUGCAUCAAGACGCUGACCACCAUCCAGCCCUCCCCCGCGCUGGUGGCGGGGGCCGUGGAGUCGGUGUCUCGCUUCCUGGGCGACCACCAGCUGGCUGUGGUGGACUGCCUGCGGUCUGCCGACGUCACGCUGAAGCGCAAGACGCUGGGCCUGCUGUACAAGAUGGCGGGGCCCAGCAACAUCGAGGUGAUUGCGGGGGAGGUGCUCAACUACCUGCGGGAGGGCGGCGACGAGGUGGCGCGCCGCGACGCCGUGCGCUCGCUGUGCGACCUGGCUGAGCGGUACGCGCCAGACCACGUCUGGUUUGUGGACACAAUGAACGAGCUGUUCGAGGCGGCGGGUGAGGAGGGGGGCUGGCUGGAUGGAAGGGCUGGAUGGAAGGGCUGGCCGCGCCGGUGGCGGCCAGCGUGCAUGGGCGCAUGCGCGCGUGCAUGCCCGUGGGGCAGUGGUGCCCUGCCUGGCUCCCUGCCUGCUCACCUGCCUCCCUUGUGA